GUCCUUAUUCCCUUUAAUCUUUUCUUAAACAUCCAGUUUGGAAAAUAUCCCUUCUAUUGCUAUUUAAUCACCCCUAUUCUAAGGCUACUAGAUUGUUCAUCAAAUUGAACCCUAUUGUAUCUUUUUUAGGCCAUCUUAACAGAAUGUGUAUGUAUAGGGUGUGGUCUGUGGAUCUUUGGGCCCACUGAUGAGAUUGGAGGGAGGUGGUGAUAUUUGAAGUAGGAUACAAAAAUGUAUGUGCAUAUUUCUAGGAUCCAUUUUUAUAUGUUUCUCAAAGGGGUUCAUGACCUAAAGGUUGAAAAAAAUCACUGAGUUAGUUUUUUGGUUGAUCUUGUGGCUUCUACCUCAAUGGGAAAAUUUCCCCUGGAUCUGCUCUUGACUCCUAGUGUACUUCAAACCCUCCAGUCCAUCACAGUCUAAAAGCUGAGGGAAGGGAGAUGAAAUAGAAAGGAUUAUAUAUAGUUGCAGGAGGUUUUAAAUUCCAGAAAAUCUUAAGGAUAGGAAAGAGGAUUGGUACCAGACAAACUUGGCAUUUUAGGCCCGUCUCUGUCAACUGACAAGCUGUGGCCUUGAGAUCACGUUAGUUAGUGCUUUCUGCCUCUGUUUCUUCAUCUGUAAAAUAAAUGCUGAAGAUUAAGGUCAAUUAUGUAACGCAUCUGUGUAGCACAAAAGUAGAUGACACUAUUAGGAAGGAAGCUUUUUAGAUAAUCCCUAACUGACUUCUCUAUAUCUUCCUUGGGCUGAGACUGUUUUUUAACUUGCAGCUCUAUGUUUCUUUCUUUCUUUUUUUCUUUUUGUUUGUUUUAACUGGUAGGAUAGAUUGGGCAUCAGUCUUCUUCAAUAAUUUGAUUGUAUACGGAUUGAAAUCCUUUCCAUUUCCAAGCACUUAAGAGGCAAAGCCAACUUUUCACUGUCGGUUCCCUUACCUUAUAUCUCUUAGUAACACCGCCCCCCCCCCCACUCCUGUUCAUUGACUCCUGGUAAAAGCUCUAGUUGGAGAGCCUAAAGGAAAGGAAAAUGAUCUUUCAAAAUUAAAGGUGAAAACCUUCACUGAAACUGAUUAAAAUUGUAGCUCCACCCUCGGGCCUCUAGAUGGCAGUGUAUGGACACAUUUGCCCAGGUUAGGGGAUUAGAUUUGAUAAAUUUUGUUCUGCAUCAAACGAUAAAAGGGUAAUAGAAAAUGUAUCCUAUGAGUGUCCUUUACUUUAAAAGACUACAACCUUCAUACUUUUGGGUGUUAAGCUGACAUUGCUCUUGUUAAGGGGUGGUGUGUUUUUGAUUUUUGAGGUAGAGUCUGGCUGUUGCCCAAGGCCGGAAUGCAGUGGCGCAAUUUAGGCUCACUGCCACCCCCGCCUCCUGGGUUCAAGCGAUUCUUCUCCCUCGCCUCCUGAGUAGCUUGGACUACAGGCACCCACCACCGCACUCGGCUACUUUUUUGUAUUUGCAGUAGAGACUGGUUUCACCAUCUUGGCCAGGCUGGUCUCCUAACCUUGUGAUCCGCCUGCCUCGGCCUCCCAAAGUGCCGAAUUACAGGUGUGAGCCACCAUGCCUGGCCUUGGAUGGUUUUUUUAAGAGCUGGGGUCUCGGCCGGGCACGCCUAUAAUCCCAGCACUUUGGGAAGCCUUGGCGGAUGGAUCACCUGAGAUCGGGAGUUCAAGACCAACCUAACCAACAUGGAGAAACCCCAUCCCUACUAAGAAUGCAAAAAAAUUAACCGGGCGUGGUGGCACGUGCCUGUAAUCCCAGCUAUUUGGGAAGCUGAAGUAGGAGAAUCGCUUGAACCUGGGAGGCAGAGGUUGCGGUGAGGCGAGAUUGAGCCUUUGCACUCCAGUCUGGCAACAAGAGUGAAACUCCAUCUCAAAAAAAAAAGAUGGAGUCUCGUUCUGUUGCCCAGGCUGGAGUGCAGCGCCUGCGAUCUUGGCUUAGUGCAACCUCGAACUCCUGGGUUUAAGCCAUCCUCCUGCCUUCAGCUUCCCGAGUACUGGGACUACAGGAGUGUACCACCAAGGGGCGAUUUUUCUUUUUUUUUUUUUCUACACAAAAUAAAAGAUUGCUAUUCAGUGUUUGUUCACUUUUGUUUGUGGAGAGGUUCGAGUAGCCCAAGGAAUCUCAAAUUCUUGGAACCACUAUUUAAGGUAUUUGUUCUUGUUCCUGGAUAUGAGAAUUCACUGACCUUGCUUUCCCUAAAAGAUAAACAGGGUAGUUGUAAUCGCAACUGGAUAGAGGUAGGUCUACCCUGGGGUAAAAGCAGAGAUCACGGCAGGGCGCGGUGGCUCACGCCUGUAAUCCCAGCACUUUAGGAGGCCUAGGUGGGUGGAUCACCUAAGGUCAGGAGUUCAAGACCAGCCUGGCUAUCAUGGUGACACCCCAUCUUAAAAAAAAAAAAAGGCAGAGAUCACAGCCAGGAGAAACUCGACUGGAUCCCAAGGCCUCCUCCAGAGUGGGGCGGCAGGGGCGUCUCAAAUCUCCCACCUCUCAGCCCAUGUUUUGGAUUCCUCGUCACCUUCCACACUGCCUGAGCUCCGGACACACAGCCCCGGUGCGUGAGCGUCCCAUUCUUUGUGCUCAGGGGGUUGUAAUGGACUCCAGAGUGGAGCGAGAGUGACAGCAAAAAGAGCCAGUCUCUUCUCCGAGGCUUCCUGGCAACCUGCCUGUCUUGGCUCCAGGAGGCGGGUGCAACAGCUUCGAGGCUCCGCUUCCAGCCAAUGGCUGGGGGAUGAGCUGAGGGGCGUGAGUGGGCCUUCACUCCAGCCGGACUUAACAGCCGCUGGCCCCGCCCCCUUCGCGAGAACUCUCUGAGCACUGGGCCGGUUUAACAGUAUUGCUGAGGACGCUGGACCCGGUAAGGGGUCUGGGGGUGGGAAAGAAGACGGGGAGGAGGGGGCUGCUGAGUCAGGCAGCGGAGGGGGCCUUAGCGCCCAGGUGUGCUCUAAACCUCAGGGACAACAAAACUACCAGAACCUGCCUCCACUCCCUCUGGAUGCUUUUGAGAUCGUGGGGUAUUGCCGCAAGACCCUUUUGUAUCCGGAUGCCGGACAUAUCUUCCUACGUAACGUGCCCGUGGGGAGUGAGGGGUUAUCACCUGCACCAACGGGUGGCAUAUCUGUAUUACAGCAAAAGGCUGGCCCUCCCAAACCUGGGAUUCUGGGCUGAGUUCAUCUGUGAGUCGGCCCUACCUGCACUCCUCCCGUCUAGUACAAGCAGGCUGCUGGCAUUGAGGUCUGCUACUAUGCUGCUGCUGCACAGAGCUAUGGUCCUCAGGCUCCAACAGGCCUGCAGACUCAAGUCAAUCCACUCAAGGCUCUGCAUUCAGGCCUGCUCCACAAAUGAGUCAUUUCAGCCCCAGCGCCCCAGCCUCACCUUCUCUGGUGAUAACUCCAGCACCGGGAGAUGGAGAGUCAUGGGGACCCUAUUAGGUCUCGGUGCAGUGUUGGCCUAUCAGGACCAUCGGUGUAGGGCUGCUCAGGAGUCAACACACAUAUACACUAAGGCGGAAGUGAGUUCCCAUACCAGCCCUGAGACUGGGAUCUGGGUGACUCUGGGCUCUGAGGUCUUUGAUGUCACAGAAUUUGUGGACCUACAUCCAGGGGGACCAUCAAAGCUGAUGCUAGCAGCUGGGGGUCCCCUAGAGCCCUUCUGGGCCCUCUAUGCUGUUCACGACCAGUCCCAUGUACGUGAGUUACUGGCUCAGUACAAGAUUGGGGAGCUGAACCCUGAAGACAAGGUAGCCCCCACUGUGGAGACCUCUGACCCUUAUGCUAAUGAUCCUGUACGUCAUCCAGCCCUGAAGGUCAACAGCCAGCGCCCCUUUAAUGCAGAGCCCCCCCCUGAGCUGCUGACAGAAAACUACAUCACACCCAACCCUAUCUUCUUCACCCGGAACCAUCUGCCUGUACCUAACGUGGAUCCAGACACCUAUCGCUUACACGUAGUAGGAGCACCUGGGGGUCAGUCACUGUCUCUGUCCCUGGAUGACUUGCACAAGUUUCCCAAGUACGAGAUCACAGUCACUCUGCAAUGUGCCGGCAACCGGCGCUCUGAGAUGACUCAGGUCAAAGAAGUAAAAGGUCUAGAGUGGAGGACAGGAGCCAUCAGCACUGCACACUGGGGUGGCGCACGGCUCUGUGAUGUGUUAGCCCAGGCUGGCCACCAACUCUGUGAAACUGAGGCCCACGUCUGCUUUGAGGGACUGGACUCAGACCCUACUGGGACUGCCUAUGGAGCAUCCAUCCCUCUGGCUCGGGCCAUGGAUCCUGAAGCUGAGGUCCUGCUGGCAUAUGAGAUGAAUGGGCAGCCUCUGCCUCGUGACCAUGGCUUCCCUGUGCGUGUCGUGGUUCCUGGAGUGGUGGGUGCCCGCCAUGUCAAAUGGCUGGGCAGAGUAAGUGUGCAGCCAGAGGAAAGUUACAGCCACUGGCAACGGCGGGAUUACAAAGGCUUCUCUCCAUCUGUGGACUGGGACACUGUCGAUUUUGACUCUGCUCCAUCCAUUCAGGAACUUCCUGUCCAGUCGGCCAUCACAGAGCCCCAGGAUGGAGAGACUGUAGAGUCUGGGGAAGUGACCAUCAGGGGCUAUGCAUGGAGUGGUGGUGGCAGGGCUGUGAUCCGGGUGGAUGUGUCUCUGGAUGGGGGCCUAACCUGGCAGGUUGCUGAGCUGGAUGGAGAGGAACAGCGUCCCAGGAAGGCCUGGGCGUGGCGCCUGUGGCAGUUGCAAGUCCCUGUGCCAGCUGGACAGAAGGAACUGAACAUUGUUUGUAAGGCUGUGGAUGAUGGCUACAAUGUGCAGCCAGACACCGUGGCCCCAAUCUGGAACCUGCGAGGGGUGCUUAGCAAUGCCUGGCAUCGUGUCCACGUCCAUGUCGCCCCAUGAGCAUGGAAAGGAGCCACCUCAACCCCUUUCCCCACCUACUGGCCUCACUGCUUCAGAAAAAUCUUUCCCAUCUCUCGACAUCUUGGAUCACAACUCUGGCUUUCCUAAGCCAUACCCAAAUACACAUAUAGCACAUUUCACCCAGGGACCCUCCCUCUUUGGACAGUAUGUUACACACCCCUCUUGGCCUUUGAACCUGUGCCAGGAAGUGUGAGCUGUUAUAGUAAGGGGCUAGAAGUGAGACAAGUAAUUCUGGAGACAAGCACUAUUUUGUCUUCCUACCCCACCUCCAUUUCUAAUGCCUACUGCCAUCAAGGCCUUGUUUUGCUUUUCCUUUUGGAUUCUUCAGAGAAAUGUGUGUGGCAUGUGUAAGAAAAGUAUAUAUACUAUUUUCUACUGCCUCUCCAGGUUGCCAGAGGGUUGUGAGGAAAGCAAGGGGUGCAACCGUCUCCUUUUAUAGUUCUUUUCUAAUAGUCUGUUUAAGAUCAUUACUCUUGGCCGGGCGUAGUGGCUCAAGCCUGUAAUCCCAGCACUUUGGGAGGCCCAGGCGGGUGAAUCACGAGGUCAAGAGAUCAAGACCAUCCUGGUCAACAUGGUGAAACCCCGUCUCUACUAAAAAUACAAAAAAUUAGCUGGGCAUGGUGGCGUGUGCCUGUAAUCCCAGCUACUCAGGAGGCUGAGGCAGGAGAACUGCCUGAAUCCAGGAGGCGGAGGUUGCGGUGAGCCGAGAUUGCACCAUUGCACUCCAGCCUGGGUAACGAGUGAAACGCCAUCUCAAAAAAAAAAAAAAAAAAAGAUCAUUACUCUUGGGCCUGGAGAGUGAGUCUAUUGCAGGAGAGAGGACACAUUUGUACUGGGAUGUAUAAUGAGAUUAGUCCAAAACAAAACUGGGGAGGAAGAGAGGAAGCAGUCUUGUAGGUUAAAAAGUAAGGCUUCCAGCCGGGCGCAGUGGCUCAUGCACUUUGGGAAGCCGAGGCAGGUGAAUCACUUGAGGUCAAGAGUUUGAGACCAGCCUGGUCAACAUGGUGAAACUGUCUCUACUAAAAACAUGAAAAAAAAAUUAGCCAGGUGUGGUGGCUCACCCUUGUAGUCUCAGCUACUUGGGAGGCUGAGGCAUAAGAAUCACUUGAACCUAGGAGGCAGAGGUUGCAGUGAGCUGAGAUCACACCACUGCACUCUGGCCAGGGCAACAGAGUGAGACUCAGUCUCAAAAAAAAAAAAAAUUAGCUGGGUGUGGUGGCAGGCACCUGUAAUUCCAGCUACUUGGGAGGCUGAGGCAGGAGAAUUGCUUACACCCAGGAGGUGGAGGUUGCAGUGAGCCGAUAUCGCACCACUGCACUCCAGCCUGGGCGACAAUGAGACUCCGUCUCAAAAAAAUAAAAUAAGUAGGGCUUCCUUCUCAGGUCUGGCAAUAUCUGCAGUGGCACCUAGGUGAUGACCUCAGGAUACCACAAAGGUGACCCUCCAACUCCUCUCCCAACAAUUCCAAUACACUUGGCAGGAAAGGUAAAGAAUGCUAGGAGUUUACAAUCAACAUUGUCUUAAGAGGUUGUGAAAAUAAAAUAAAUCUUGGGACCCCAGAAUCACUGAGCUAAAGGGAAAAGUCAAUUUGGAACUGGUUAGGGCAAACCUGCCUCCCAUUCAAAGUCAUCCCUCUACUCACUGAGAUAAAUUCGUAUCUGAUUGUCUCCUUUGAGAGGAAUACAACCAUUUGCCUCUUCUCUGCCUAUGACCUGGAAGCACACCACCCCAGCUUUGAAUUGUCCCACCUUUACAUAUAUUGACUGAUGUCUCUUGUCUCCCUAAAAUGUAUAAAACUAAGCUGUGCUAGGAUUACCUAGGGCACGCGUCAGGACCUCCUGAGGCUGUGUUACAGGAGCUUGUCCUUAACUUUGGCAAAAUAAACUUCCGAAAUUGA
This is a messenger RNA of Callithrix jacchus (white-tufted-ear marmoset), 6785 nucleotides long. RefSeq names its product sulfite oxidase (gene SUOX). Lineage: Eukaryota; Metazoa; Chordata; Mammalia; Primates; Cebidae. Gene Ontology annotation, biological process: sulfur compound metabolic process. Gene Ontology annotation, cellular component: mitochondrion. Gene Ontology annotation, molecular function: molybdenum ion binding; molybdopterin cofactor binding; heme binding. The record is from RefSeq and is a predicted model, not a curated record.